AUGGAAAGAGGUAAUCAAGAAGCAAUCACCUUUUACCAUCAUAACGGAUCGGCUGUGAACUUGAGUGGCAUCUCUAACCCGCUAAUGACCAACGUGACCGCGCAGAGCAUGGUCGGAGUGGCACCAGUCGCAGAAGGUGGAAACCAAUCCAACAGGAUCUUGCCGUGGUCUACAUUGGAGAAGUUGGCGGUAUUGCCGCCUGCAACAAAUAUAUCUGGGGAUCCAAAACAAUCUUCAAAAUCUAAGCGGGAUGUUGCUAGUGUGCCUGUGAAAGUCGUCAAUGGUGCCGCAAUGAUCCCGCCUGAGAAUGGAGUGCAAUCAUUAGCCCUCCCUCCCCUUUUAGCCAUCAACAACAACCUCUCCCAAAUACCGGUACCUAUACCUAAUACAUCCGUAGUCCGUUAUGCAAAGAUCAACACUUUGAUUAAAGCUCCUUGA
Messenger RNA from Parnassius apollo (apollo), 438 nucleotides. The record is from the annotation of a GenBank genome assembly. NCBI's taxonomy places the organism in Eukaryota, Metazoa, Arthropoda, Insecta, Lepidoptera, Papilionidae.